Messenger RNA from Odobenus rosmarus divergens (Pacific walrus), 916 nucleotides. It is a transcript of the gene AQP2, whose product is annotated as aquaporin 2 (collecting duct). The transcript has 4 exons. The record is from RefSeq and is a predicted model, not a curated record. Gene Ontology annotation, molecular function: water channel activity. Gene Ontology annotation, biological process: transmembrane transport. Lineage: Eukaryota; Metazoa; Chordata; Mammalia; Carnivora; Odobenidae. Gene Ontology annotation, cellular component: apical plasma membrane; plasma membrane. Bases 88 to 903 code for a protein of 271 amino acids.
GAGAGAGAGAGAGAGAGAGAGAGAGAGAGCGUGCUCCACAAGCUUCCUUCUGCUGUGACUGCCGGGCCAGCCCACAGAGGGCACAGCAUGUGGGAACUCCGGUCCAUAGCCUUCUCCAGGGCUGUGUUUGCCGAGUUCCUGGCCACACUCCUCUUCGUCUUCUUCGGCCUCGGUUCGGCCCUCAACUGGCCACAGGCCCUGCCCUCUGUGCUGCAGAUUGCCAUGGCCUUCGGCCUGGGUAUUGGCACCCUGGUGCAGGCUCUGGCCCACGUCAGCGGGGCUCACAUCAACCCUGCCGUGACCGUGGCCUGCCUGGUGGGCUGCCACGUCUCCUUUCUGCGGGCUGCCUUCUACGUGGCUGCCCAGCUGCUGGGGGCUGUGGCAGGGGCCGCUCUGCUCCAUGAGAUCACACCACCCGACAUUCGAGGGGACCUGGCUGUGAACGCACUCAGCAACAACACAACAGCAGGCCAGGCUGUCACCGUGGAGCUUUUCCUGACCCUGCAGCUGGUGCUCUGCAUCUUCGCUUCCACAGAUGAGCGUCGUGGAGACAACCUGGGCACCCCUGCCCUCUCCAUCGGUUUCUCCGUGGUCCUGGGGCACCUCCUGGGGAUCCACUACACUGGCUGCUCCAUGAAUCCCGCCCGCUCCCUGGCUCCUGCUGUUGUCACCGGCAAGUUUGACGACCACUGGGUCUUCUGGAUCGGACCCCUGGUGGGCGCCGUCCUGGGCUCCCUCCUCUACAACUACGUCCUGUUCCCGCCGGCCAAGAGCCUGGCCGAGCGCCUGGCGGUGCUCAAGGGGCAGGAGCCCGACGCCGACUGGGAGGAGCGCGAGGUGCGGCGGCGGCAGUCCGUGGAGCUGCACUCGCCGCAGAGCCUGCCGCGGGGCAGCAAGGCCUGAGCGCACCGCCCGC